Messenger RNA from Selaginella moellendorffii, 3566 nucleotides. RefSeq names its product histone-lysine N-methyltransferase TRX1. NCBI's taxonomy places the organism in Eukaryota, Viridiplantae, Streptophyta, Lycopodiopsida, Selaginellales, Selaginellaceae. The coding region runs from base 149 to 3478 and encodes 1109 amino acids. Gene Ontology annotation, cellular component: nucleus; chromatin. The record is from RefSeq and is a predicted model, not a curated record. Gene Ontology annotation, biological process: regulation of transcription by RNA polymerase II. Gene Ontology annotation, molecular function: protein binding. The transcript is spliced from 25 exons.
CCGCGCAUAGUGCCAUUUCACUCAAAUUAAGAGCUCCCUCACAGGGCCUUCUUCUUCGAAUCCCAGCAGCGCGUAGGGUUAGGGUUCUUUGGGGCGAGCGAGCGAGCGAGCGAGCGAGGCGACGGGAAUGGCGACCGCCUGAGUGGCGAUGGGCGGCCACAGCGCUACGUUCGUCGAGGUUCCUUUGCUUGGACAUGACAAGGAGGAAGGCGUCAUACUCCAGCCGUGUACCAGGCAGUCUACGCUCAAGCGCUGCGCUGUGAAGUCGAAAGCUUCGCAGGUUCAGGGAAUGGGCAACGAAAAGCGGAAGUUUGAGAGCGACGAGAAGGAGAACAGCGUUGCCGCUCGGAAGAAGCUCAAAGCGUCGAAAGGGAAAACAAUGGAACUUAAGUUCGUGGGAACAGGGAAGCAAGAGGGAGAAGUGGCUAGCUCUCGGAGAAAACGAAAGAAUUCGCAGAAGGCGACGAGUUCUCAGGAUGAUGAAGACUCGGAUUACGGUGGAGGUCCUCAAAAAAUGAUGGAGCUUCAGUCGUUGCAAGACAAGAAAAACGCUAGUGAGGAACUUUCUACGACUGUCGCCCCCAAGCGCGCCACAAGGAAGCAGAAACGAGUCCAGUUGAAGCAGCUGGUUUCUUCGACGGAUUUUCUGCGCGAAGGCGUUGUCAAGGAGGCUGAUGGAUGUGAAACUAGAUCGGGCAGUGAAGAUCGGCAAGAUGCCCAAGCUAAGUCUCAGGCUACUACUUCUGAGGUGUCGACUCCAGGACACAAGGCAAAACACAAAAGUGUCAAAUUUUUAUUGAGCUCCACUAUCGAAACAGAUCAUGUGUGGGGAGCUAGCAAAACACCGGAGCUCCAACAAAAUGAAGAGGAAUGGCGAGCGAUUAAUUUGGACGCUGUCAAUCCUAUGGAGCUGAUUGGUAGGAGCUGCAAGGUUUUUUGGCCACUAGACAGCAGAUGGUACACAGGGGCCAUCCACGAGUAUAAUCCCGCAUCGAAGAAGCAUCGAAUCGACUACGUUGACAACCAAAUGGAAUGGCUGUGCCUGAGAAAUGAGAAGGUGCACUUUCAAAUGGGGAUCAAGGAAGAAAAAGUGCUGUGCGCUGCUGGCUGCGACGACUAUAAAAUGCGUCUUGGCGUCGACGAACUCGCCCUCUUGGCGAAUGAGAUGGAAAGUUUUGAAGAGCAAAUCAGCCACGGGACCGUUGUCUGGGCUAAAGUUAAAGGUUGGCCCAUGUGGCCUGCGCUUGUCCUUGACGAAGAGCAUGCUGAAAAGUGCGGCUUGGAGCGUCCCCUUAAGAAGUCGACUUUUGCUGUGCAAUUUUUUGGCAGCUGUGACUUUGCAAGGCUAAACAAUGACAAGAUCGUUACAUUUUCUAAAGGAGUUCAACUAAAAUAUCACUCAAAAUGCAAGCGCCCGGCAUUCGAUCAGGGAUUGAGAGAGGUUGAGAGUUAUUUGAAACAGGGAAGGCUUCCAGAGAAAAUGGCACAAAUGCUCGAGAUACAGUCCAAGAGUAGGAAUGACGUAGGGAAAGCAUCGAAAACGUCGGAUGCAGAAGAAUACAUUGAUGAUGAACGAGAGCAUCCAACGAAAACCAGGAUGGAAGACCUUAUGGGGUACCCUCUAGACCUUGGUAGCUUGAAAAUAUUAAGCUUGGGCGAAGUAGCUUUUGAUUCUGCACACUUUCAUAACAAACACUACAUAUGGCCAGUGGGAUUUUCUUCUGUUCGAGUCCUUCCGUUUUUCAAAGAUCUUGAAAAGCUCGUGGAACAUCGAAUGGAGGUCACUAGAUGUAAAUCAGAUCCAGCAAUACCUGUUUUUCAUGUUACUGUUGCCGAUACGAUUUCUUUUGAAGGUUCUACUCCUGGUGACUGCUGGAAGAAGGUGUACAAAGAACUAGAUAGAUUGAAGGAGAAACCUGCGAAAACACACUUCAAACGUCUUUCAGGAGCCAGUAUGUUUGGGUUUAACAAUCCACGAGUGUUCAAGCUUAUUAAGGAGUUACCAAAUGCACGCGAGUGUUCAAAUUUUAUGGACUGGGACAAAGUACAUUCUUCGAAGAAGUCAAAACAAACAGGACCAUCGGGAUACAAGCCCAUCAAUGUUAUGUGGAAGCACCUUGAGAGGUGCAACGUAUGCUAUCUGGAUGAGGAAUACGAGGGCAAUCUUCUGUUGCAGUGCGCGAAAUGCAGAUUGAUGAUACACAUGUCAUGUUAUGGAGAACAAGAUUUACCAAGUGAUGGUUUCUGGCUUUGUCAACUUUGUAAGCGAAAUACAACUCAGCUGCCGCUUUGUUGCCUAUGCCCAGUUGCUGGGGGCGCGAUGAAGAAGACUACAGACGGCAGAUGGGCUCAUUUGACGUGCGCGAUGUGGAUACCAGAAACAUGCCUUGUGGAUGUCAAGAAAAUGGAACCAAUCGAUGGCGUUAGCACUAUCCACAAAGAAAGGUGGAAACUGACGUGCAGCGUUUGUCGAGUGUCUCACGGGGCAUGCAUUCAGUGUAGCCAUCACCAGUGCAUGACAUCUUACCAUCCUCUUUGUGCCAGAGCGGCUGGAUUUUCCAUGGAGAUUCAGGACGACGAUGGAGACGGGCUUGAAAAACCGCUGAAGUUGCUGUCUUUUUGCUCCAAACAUAACAAUCGCGCAUCCUCGCAUGUUGAUGUUCAUCUUUCUAGCCAGGAGAGUGAGGUGGCAGAGAAUUCCUCUGGAUGUUCAAGAUGCGAACCAUACAAUCCCGUUUCGCGGCGCAGGAGGCAAGAACCUGAAGGCAAAGCUCUGUCUACUUCAAAGCGAUCAUUUGUUGAGAAGACGCCUUAUCUCGUCGCUAACUUCGAAAGGAAGGCAAAGCUCGUUAAAAUUGGCAAGGCUUACAAAUCGGUGUUUGGAACCGUUGGACAAGGAUCCUUUUUGUCGGACAGAAGCACGGAAGAGCCGGUGCUUUCGAUGUCGGCGAGGCUGGAGAGUAUGAGGUCUACAAUGCACGAUCGGCUAACUUUCGGAAAGUCAGGCAUUCAUGGCUGGGGUGUCUUUGCCAAGCAGAUCCAUAAAGCAGGCGAUAUGAUGGCCGAAUAUGCGGGAGAAAUUGUGAGAUCCAACAUCGCAGACAUCAGAGAACAACGUCAUUACGAUUCGCUAGUGGGUGCGGGAACAUACAUGUUUCGCAUUGAUGACGAGCGAGUGGUGGACGCAACGCAUGUCGGCAGCAUGGCGCACUUGAUCAAUCACUCGUGCGAACCAAACUGCUACUCCCGAAUCAUAACGGUGGACGCAAAGGACUCGAUCAUCAUUUUUGCGAAGCGCGACAUCCACCCAUGGGAGGAGCUAACUUAUGACUACAGAUUUGCUUCGAAGGGGGCGGAAUUGGUGUGCAACUGUGGAGCUCUAAAGUGUAGAGGCAGUGUGAGACACAGCGACGACAGUAACAAUGAGGGAAGGAUCCUUGCUCUUCGCUCCUCGCUACGCAGCUGGACGCCACUAUAAAGCUACGUUUAAGUUCUAAUCAAAGUAUUACUGCUUAACCCUAAUCAUAAACCCUUUUUUAGACCCUAAAAUUUGGGCACAAACCUCA